Messenger RNA from Daphnia carinata, 482 nucleotides. Its product is annotated as gametocyte-specific factor 1-like. The transcript has 3 exons. Lineage: Eukaryota; Metazoa; Arthropoda; Branchiopoda; Diplostraca; Daphniidae. Bases 104 to 415 code for a protein of 103 amino acids. The record is from RefSeq and is a predicted model, not a curated record.
AAAUAUUCUUUAAUUGAUUUUGAAUUUGGUGUCGUUAAAGAAGGGAUUAUCAGUUCCUCGAAUUUAGCCCGUGUAUCAAGGAAAAAUCUGUUUGGUAAUCAUAAUGUCGAACCAAAAAUUUGUUUGUCCAUAUAAUCCAACGCAUGUAAUGAAAGUCACGCGAGCCCAUCAUCAUGUUGUCAACUGUCGCAGAGCAAAUCUUCAUAAAGAAUUUGUGAUUUGCUCAUACAAUGCCCUUCAUCAUUAUGCUCCUGAAGAUGAAGCAAAACACCUAGAGACGUGCCCUGAUAGGAUUGCAAUGAUUGAUGCCAUACACGUCACAUAUGGGAUGAAAUCUGUAAUUACAGGUAAUUUAACCAUGCCUCCUCCUGCUCAAAGGCAAUUUGAAGAUCAUGAAAAUUGGGACAGUGAUUAGAGUAGCUGUUUAAGACUGUGAUGUCUUUCAUGAUUGAUAAAACUUCUUCUUAUGUCAGUGUGAAUGC